AUAUCUCAGUCUGCAACCUGAUUGGCUCGCUCCUCCUCGUGCUCUUCAGAAGGCAGAAAACGCCAGCCAUUCUGUGUCAAUGACUGAUGCUGCCGUUUAAACCACAUCCCUGCUCCGCCGCGCGGCUGGCAUGGUUAUUUUCGCGGAUAUCUAAAGAAACAUUUCUCACCUCUUAAUCCAGUUCACACGCACGCACACACGCGCGAGAGAGAGAGAGGAAAAAGGGCUCGCGGCCAGCUGUGCGACGCGGCGCUGCCUCCCGGUUGAACGGCGGCAGGAGGAUGGCACUGCGCUGGACGGUCUCUCUGUGUUUGUCCUCGGUGGUCUAUUAAGAUUUUAAUUAGCUGAUAACAAACGUUUGACAUUUACGACGGACUCGUGUGGCAGCGACGAUAAACGCACCGCUCUGAUUAUGGAAAAGGAGUCCAGGUUUGAAGACCUCUGAUCAUAUUGGCUUCAAGGCCAUCCAGGCUGCCAUUCAGGCUCGCUGAGGAGGGAGACCAACAGUGAGACUGGAAGACCCUCUUACUACACCUGUACUGUUUUACCCAUCCCUCUCCAUCGCCACCGCCAUGUCUAUACCCAGCAGCAGUCCAGAAAGAGAGAGCUCCGGUGGGGCGCUCCCUCAGCUAGAGUGCCCUUCUUCCCCGCCCGGCAUGGAUCCAGACCCACUGUCAACAGGCAGCCCAGUGCUCAGCCCAGACUCAUCUUCCCAUGAUGCAGUGCUGUCAGCACCAGCGGCCUCCCCAGCAGACUCAGAGAACCUGAGUCCCGAUGAACUGGAGCUGCUGGCCAAAUUGGAGGAGCAAAACAGGUUGCUUGAGGCUGAUUCUAAAUCCAUGCGCUCGAUGAGCGGUUCACGGCGCAACAGCGGCUCAUCACUGGUGUCCAGCUCCUCGGCCUCCUCCAACCUGUCACAUCUGGAGGAGGAUACAUGGAUCCUGUGGGGCCGUAUAGUCAACGAGUGGGAAGAGUGGAGACGCAAGAAGGACAAACUGCUGAAGGAGUUGAUCAGAAAGGGCAUUCCCCAUCAUUUCCGGGCCAUCGUCUGGCAGCUGCUGGGCAACGCCACUGACAUGCCGGUGAAGAACCAGUACUCGGAGCUGCUAAAGAUGUCGUCCCCCUGCGAGAAGCUCAUCCGCAGAGACAUCGCCCGCACCUACCCCGAGCAUGAAUUCUUCAAAGGCCAGGACAGCCUGGGGCAAGAAGUCCUCUUCAACGUCAUGAAGGCAUACUCUCUGGUGGAUCGAGAGGUGGGCUACUGCCAAGGCAGCGCAUUCAUUGUUGGAUUGCUGCUUAUGCAGAUGCCAGAAGAGGAGGCGUUUUGUGUUUUUGUGCGUCUGAUGCAAGAGUACCGCCUGAGGGAGCUGUUCAAACCCAGUAUGGCUGAGCUGGGCCUCUGCAUCUACCAGUUUGAGUAUCUGCUACAGGAACAACUUCCAGAGCUGAACGUCCAUUUUCGAUCCCAGAGUUUCCACACAUCCAUGUAUGCCUCAUCCUGGUUCCUCACCCUUUUCCUCACCUUUCUCCCUCUGCCUGUCGCCACACGUAUCUUUGAUAUUUUCAUGUAUGAGGGCCUAGAGAUUAUCUUCCGAGUGGGCCUGGCCAUCCUGCAGUACAACCAGACUGACCUCAUUCAGCUGGACAUGGAGGGCAUGUCACAGCAUUUCCAGAAGGUGAUCCCUCACCAGUUUGACAGCUGCCCAGAUAAGCUGAUCCUCAGGGCCUACCAGGUUAAAUACAACCCCAAGAGGAUGAAGAAACUUGAGAAAGAAUACACCACAAUCAAGAACAAAGAAAUGGAGGAGCAAAUCGAGAUAAAGAGAUUACGCACAGAAAACAGGCUGCUGAAGCAAAGGAUCGAGACGCUGGAGAAGGAGAGUGCUGCUCUGGCAGACAGACUGAUACAGGGUCAGGUGACGAGGGCACAGGAAGCAGAGGAGAACUAUGUGAUCAAGCGAGAGCUGGCGGUAGUGAGGCAGCAGUGCAACACAGCCAGCGAGAGCCUUGAGAAAGCACAGGACACAAUCAAAGAGCUGCAGCAGCAGAAGUACACAGAGCAGUUUGUGAGCAAUCUGCAGACCCAGCUGGAGCAGUCCAGACUGCGUGAGGCCGAGCUGCUGGGAGCGCUGAAGGAAAUGCAAGACAAGGUCCUCGACCUGGAGAAGAGGAGCAGUUGCCUGCCUGACGAGAACAACGUAGCGGCUCUGCAGGAAGAAGUGAAGCAGAUGAAGCUGAGGGAGCUUGAGACGCUGCGCUCAUUCAGAGAGAUGCAGGACACCGUUACUGAGCUCAACCAGCGCUGGCAGCAUCACAUGUCCCGUGGUAGCGGUACAGGCGGUGGGGGCGGCCACUGGAAGGAAUCCCCGAAGAAGAACGCCAUGAACGAGCUGCAGGACAAACUGAUGACGGUCAGACUCAGAGAGGCGCAGGCUCAGGCUGAGCUCCGAGAGGUCAAACUUAAAGCCCUGCAACUGGAGAGCCAGAAUCAGAUCCACAGCAAGCUGAUUGGUCGCAAUGAGCAGGAACGCUCCGCCCUGCAGGACCGGCUCCAGAUGAUGGCCAAUCAGAACAAAGCUCUCCAGGCCCAACUCAACGAGAUGAAAAGGAAGCAGGCCGAGUUCGACUGCAAGAGUAAAGAGGAGGUGAUGGCAGUGCGACUGAGGGAAGCAGACAGUAUGGCUGCCGUGGCUGAACUCAGACAGAAGAUUGCUGAACUUGAGAUACAGAAGGAGGAAGGAUUGAUCCAGGGUCAGCUGAACCACUCAGACUCCAGACAGUACAUCAGCCAGCUCCGGGACCAGAUCGCUGAGCUCAAGAAUGAGAUCAGGCAGUUGCGAGGACAGAAGGCACCAAGGGUAAGCAGUGGAGGAAGUACCAACUACCAGGACCUCUGUCUGGCCAGCCCUGCCUCUGCUGAAGGGGACUACCUGAGCUCAGAUGACGACCUCCUGCCCAGCCCGCUGCCUGCUAACGCUCUUUACCCCACCCUGUCCGGGCCGUGUCACCCGUCUGCCCGUCUUGACAGCGAGGGCAGCACGGACAGCGAGGCAGAGGAGAGGGUGCGGACACAUCCGGACCCACAGCAGCUGUACGGCAGCAUGGUGUGCGCAGAGGGGCUGGAUAACUGAGACCUGGAGGAGGUGUGGAGGUUUCAUUGUAUUUCUUGACCUAAAAAGACACUGGAGCUCUACAAGACAGGACUGCUACUGUAAACUGGGACUGUAUUAUCCAAUCCAGUCCACCUCCUUGGCUUUUCCAGUGUUUACCUUUAACUUGAUGCAGACAUAGUGGCAUUGAUUGGACCUCUUCAGAUCAUCCCUACCCAUCAUCUCUGCUCCUGUAACUGUUGCCACCAACUUGUUCCCCACACUGUCCAAACAUGUGUUCCCUGAUAAAGAGGUCAUGUAAAGCCUCUCUCCUUGUUCCCACGUGUAACUGCACAGGAAACUGUCCGUCAAAAUACAUAUCCAUCCAAACACAGACAAACAAAAUGGGCUGAAACUGGACCAGGAAGAGUGUUGUUGCUGCUCGCUGCUCGAGGACGACCACUGGACCUGAAUCUGUGACUGUGACCGGGUAGAGUGAAACAUGGGUAGACAGACAGAAAAUGACUCUUCCCUAUAAACUAAUAGACAUUUGACACACUGUCACACCUCCUCUGUCUACCCUUAUAUAACUCUCCUUCCUGAUUGGUUCAGAGUUAAAUACAUCUUUAUCCUCUCUUUUCCCUUUUUAUGCCUCUUAUUAGGAAGACGCACACGAGAAAAAAAGAAAAAAAACCGUCAGCCAUCCAUUUACCUCUCAGUAGACCAAGUGUUAAAAAGAAAAAAAGUGUAGGAAUAUGUACACAUCAAACUGUUGGGAUAUCACAAGAUGGCAUUCAUUAAUGAACCAUGAACACUUUAACAUACUAAAUGUGUGUGUUUUCUGUGUCUGUGGCUUGCAGAUGACAAGAAGGCAAGUGAGUUAAUACAACAUCCACAAAACAUGUUCAUCAUAACCCAGAAACUCAAUGUUGCCAAAUCUUUUGUUUUUGUUUGUUUUUUUAAAUUAUUUAUAUGUUGUAAUUUA
This is a messenger RNA of Larimichthys crocea (large yellow croaker), 4074 nucleotides long. RefSeq names its product ecotropic viral integration site 5 like (gene evi5l). The record is from RefSeq and is a predicted model, not a curated record. NCBI's taxonomy places the organism in Eukaryota, Metazoa, Chordata, Actinopteri, Sciaenidae. Gene Ontology annotation, molecular function: GTPase activator activity; small GTPase binding. Gene Ontology annotation, biological process: regulation of GTPase activity. The transcript has 20 exons. Bases 573 to 3131 code for a protein of 852 amino acids.